This is a messenger RNA of Caenorhabditis remanei, 366 nucleotides long. RefSeq lists its product as uncharacterized. The record is from RefSeq and is a predicted model, not a curated record. Lineage: Eukaryota; Metazoa; Nematoda; Chromadorea; Rhabditida; Rhabditidae. The coding region runs from base 1 to 366 and encodes 121 amino acids. The transcript has 2 exons.
AUGGAUACCCAACACGAUUCCUACGAACAACUUCAAACCGCUCAAUGGAAAACACAUGAAGAGUAUGAGUAUUCAAAUUUGAAGCCAGCGACUUCUUUCGAUUUGAAUUUAUCCCUUCAUAUAGGAUUCCGAAAUGCAAUAGACUGGGCGAAUCGAGUAGAUGGUUUCCGGAGUCUGAAAGUUAGAGAGAGGAAAUGUGUCGUUGGAGAAUUUGGAGUGGGAUUCAUAUUGAUUGAUCAAGCAUUCAAAUCUGCAAACUCAUCUUCUGAAAACAUCUGGGUCCUGCAAAAUUCAACAGGCGUCCAUUCAUUUUCAGAAAGUUUUGGAGAGGAUAGCGAGUAUGCAAUUGGCCAGCUAUAUACAUAA